Molecule: messenger RNA, 2388 nt
Organism: Ctenocephalides felis (cat flea)
Lineage: Eukaryota; Metazoa; Arthropoda; Insecta; Siphonaptera; Pulicidae
Product: protein bride of sevenless-like
Exons: 6
Coding region: 1-2388 (795 amino acids)
Biological process (GO): visual perception; G protein-coupled receptor signaling pathway
Cellular component (GO): membrane
Molecular function (GO): adenylate cyclase inhibiting G protein-coupled glutamate receptor activity; sevenless binding
Source: RefSeq, a predicted model, not a curated record
AUGAUCCGACUGAUUACGCUUUGCCAAUUAGUUUUCCAUAUUUGGUCUGCGAUUGCAUUGGAUUUCAGAAACGACUCAUGUGCAUCGCAGGAUAUUAAUUUAGUUUAUGAAACCGACGGUGAUGCUAUAAUUUCUCUGCUGCUGCAGGAGAAGACGUGCCUGGAGGAGGUGACUUCAAAUGAAUUGGCGUCUACCGCAAUUUACUUGCUGCAAAAAUUAAACGAGAACGAAUAUGUGAAAGGAGUGAAAAUAGGUUUAAAAAUUUACCGAAGUUGCGAAGAUGGAGACGAAAAUUGGCAAACAAAGUCCUUACUACAAGCGAUGCUCACACAGUCAAACAAAUGUGAGAAAGUGUAUCACUUAGGUAUAAUUUUAUUAGAAGACAUUUCACAUGUAUCUGCAUUAUCGGAAUCUUUGAAUAUUUCGAUUUGGCCCUUGUCCGACGACGGGCCAUCUUUGCCAGCGGCCGUAGCGCGGGUCCUAGGCGAGGGUCCUUGGAUGACCCGCGGAGAACUGGACGUUGCGAUCAAUGAUACGGAAAUUGCAACAUCGUUCGCGAAACACGCGGCGAUCGAGGGUCUUUGUGUCUUAAGACCUAGCCAGCCUUACCAAUUAAAAAAUUCUGAGGAAGAUCAAUCUGAAAUUAGGGUCAUCAUUGGAGAUGAAAAUUUCAUUAUAAAUUCAAUUAUAAAUUAUGAAAAUGAAACCUUACAAUUUGUGGUUCCGACAGAUGAUAAUAAUACGUACAUCAAAGAUUUAUCCAAUUCCACAAUUAUAUUUGUCAAAAACAAAGUCAGUUCGACAUCUCGAGAUAUUCAGAGCAUUUAUCAGUUAGGAAAUUCUAUACUGAAUAUUGCUGAUAUGCUGAACAGAUAUAUCUCGGAAUACUGUGAGAACGACACGGUAAUAUACUCCGACUUCCCACCGUUUGUAAAGAAGCAAUUUAAGAUACUCAACAAGAAAAGUUUGCAAGAAAUUUUAGACAUUUUUCUCAUUGAAGACAACGAAUUGAGUUAUUAUUAUGACAUACUCAUGAGAACGAACGAUACUGAAAACGAAAACGGUUUACUUAACAUUGGCAAUUUUAAUGUAAUAACAGAUGUUUUGACUUUCAAUUUCAAUGAAGAUUCAUCCGAAGAGAAAGCUAAAUAUUUUGCUCAUGCCAAGUGUCUGCAAGAUCAUGACCCAGUGCAGUAUUGCAAAACGACUGCUGAUACAUGCAGUAAUUAUUUUAAAGGAAAUCAUCAUCAGUAUCAUGAUUAUUUAUAUUUAUAUUUGAGAAAGGAUCCAUGGGUACCAGCAAGUUUGGCUGUAUCCGGAAUUGGGGUCUUCACAACCUUGGCAAUUUUGCUGUUUGUGAUUAUUCGAUUAUGCAAAGGAGAUAUUAUGGAAGGAAAUCCUUUAGCAACAAUUAUUUUGUUGUUAUCUUUAUUGCCAAUGUUUGCAUCAAUAAUACCGUUUAGUGUAACAUUUGAAGACCACGAACAAAAUCAGAAACUAGUAAUAACACAAUCUAGAUAUGAGAACUUUGAACAUGACUUUCUUCAACUGAAUCAGAAUAUUCUUUGUGCGUGGAGAGUGUUUGUUCUUAGUGUCAGCUAUUGUCUUUUAUUUUCUCAGCUAUUAUCAAGGGCAAUUAUGUUGUGUUCAGUAGGAUCAGAAGGUGGUUUUUUAUCACACGUGAAUGGAUUUUUGCAAAUAACUAUAUGUUUCUUCAUGUUUUUGGUACAACUAAGUAUAUCCUCGCAACUGCUAGUUUACCACCUAAAAGACACCAGCGACGUAAAUUUAUGCAGGAACAUAUUUGAUAGUGACUAUUAUUUGACUGCUAUAUCUUAUAAUGUGUUUUUGUUGAUAUCAUUGUUAAUAAUCACACCUUUUGUAUACCGUUCUCAAAGAAACUACAUGGAAGGAAUGCUAAUGACAGUAGCUUCAUAUAUUAUAGCCAUAGCAUGGUUUGUAUGGAUAUUAAUUUCUGUGUUGUUUAGUUCUGGUAGUACAUGCAAAGAAGCUUCAGUGCCUUUAGGUCUUGUGUCGACAGCUUGGAUCGUUUUAGGAGGAAUUUUGGUACCAAGAAGUUAUCUCAUAGUUCGAGGGAUUGCCAGGAGUGAUUUGGUACAGGCUUUGCCUUCACUGACUUCCAUAUCAUUUGCACCACGAUCAAAUCACUAUAUCUCCAGGCAGACAAUCUACGAUUGCGUAAACCCUGCCAUGCUCCAGCGAUCUGUGUUUCCUGCUUCCGAGUUGCCAACUCUGCCAAUGCGUCCUCCUAGAAGAAUGCAGCACGAGAUGAUCGAAGGGCACGCUCCUUACGAUACUCCUCCUAGGUCACCAACGCUCAUGAAUGGACGGGGGCUGGACGAUGGCGGUAAAAUUACUAGGUUUUGA